UAAACAUUUACACUCACGGUCCCUGCAAUUCUGAAGACAGCUAUCACGCUAAUGCGGCUUGUGUCUUAUAUUUUGUUGUCUUAGUUUAUGUUUUACUCAUUAUAGUGAUGGAGGUGACGUCAGAGAUGUAUCUGUUUCUCAUCACAAGUAUCCUUGGCAGUGCUGGGUCAUUACUGCCGUUCUUAAUGCAGUUGAUAUUACGAACAAUAGGAAAAGAAAGUCAGGCAGAGCGACUAUUGCGGCAGGAGAUUCUUAAGUUGAAGCAACAACUGCAGACCAUUAGUAUGGUAGAUCAAUUUGCUUCAUAUGCUAAGGUGCAGCGCAAGAUUAAUGCACUUAGUCAGCAAUAUAAGGAUAAAGCAAUGGAAAGAAGUGUUGGAGAACAGCGCGUACGAAUGGUCCUAGGAGGAACAUUACGGACCAUAGUAGGGCUCUUGUGUGUAUGGCUUAUCUGGGAACAUAGAUCAGAUCCUGUGGUUUCACUACCAACAAAUCUUGUAUGGCCCUUUGGACCUAUCUUGGCAUUGCCUUCCUGUGAAGUUGGUCAGAUAAGUGUCAUGAUAUGGCUUGCAGUUGUCCGUACUGUCUGCAACAAAGUAAACACUGCACUUACAUCACCCAGAACUACACCACAGCGGGCCACUCCAAUCUUCAAUCCACCUCCUGUAUCUCCAACAGCUGUGCCUGUAGCUCCUCCAUUAGAUUAAAUUAUAUUUUUUCUAAUUCUUACAUGCCAGAUCUAUACUGUCAUUGUUAUAUAUAUGAUAGAAACAUUUCAGAGCUGUGUUACAAGAUUGUAUAUUGAAAAUGUUUAGAAGUCACAAGCUUUGUUACUUUUCCUAUGUGACAUAAACCCUUCAAGUUUUAUUUAUCCUUUUUGGUAGUUAGUUAUUUAGUUUGAUCUGUGAUGUACUACAUCACAUACUUUUUUAUUUUUGUAUUUCAUACUGAUGCAAUUUACCAAGCCUUAUGCUGUGUUAUAUAUUUUUUUUCGGUAGGUGUACAUGUAUUUACAUCUGGGUAUUUGUGUGUGUCUUUCAGUUCCAGAAAAAAAAUCUGGAAGAAUAGCUAUAGAUAUAUAUAACUGUUGUUUUUUUUUCAUUUAAAUGUUUCUUUUUCUUUUGCAAUUUGAGACCUCAUCAUUUUGUUAAGGUUAAUAUUGCAAUUUAUGGCAUCAUUAUUUUUUGCACCAUCCGAUACAUAUGUGUAUGUCUAAACCCAUAAUGGGCAUAGCAAGUAAGUACAUGCCAUGCCCACUAUGAGUUUAGUUUAUUAAUUGUCUAUACACAUAGAUUGCUCCACAAGUACUUAGUUCUCAAUUAGCUAAUUACCAUUACCCUUUUCUCCCUUUUAUUUAUUUAUUUUUCCCCCCCUUCCCAUAUACUGUUACUAGUAUUGUCAGUAACAUUAUAAUAAUCAUAAUGUCUCUGAUGAUAAUUACAGCAUCAAUAUUGGUAGCUUUAUUUUUAAAAAAAUCAAGGAAAGAUGAAAUCAGGUAUGAUCAUAUAGGCUACUAAUUGAUAGCUAAUCACCUGUGGAGCCUCUUGCAUGUAGAGACAUUUCACAAAACAGUGAACACUACAUUUUCCCAGCAGCAGUGCGUGAAUAAUUAUGCUCAACAUUUAUUUUGGUUUGACUUGAAGAUUUGACAUUCAGUCUGCUGGGAUGGUGAAUCAAGUAAUCAAGAUCUUUAUAUUUUCACUUAGAAGAAAGACAUUUCAGGCAGGUACAUUAUCUACUUGUUUAGUUGUCAUUUUUUCAUAGAAGUAUAGAAUUAUUAAUCUGGUUCCUGAUUAAUGAACUGUAAUGAUUGUUAUUCUCUUUUUCUUCUACCUUUAAUUUAUAAAAAAAUAUUUAUAUCAUCCCAGAAUGUUGUUUAAAUGUAAAGCAUAGUUUUGUACUACAUGUUUUCACAGUAAUAGUUUAGCACUGAUUAAUAAAUCACUUAAUGACUGGUUAAAGUGCCAUAAAGAUGUUAGGUACUUACAUUUUCUGACUUCUUCCCAUAACUUUAGACUAUAUACAUUAGAGAAUGAGCUUCGUUUUCCAUAUGUAUUUUUCAAAAUUUCAUCAUGGGUUACAGUCAAGAGUCUUGCUUUAUCUUUUGAUAAUUGAUUCAUCUAUAAUCUUCCAGUACUUUUUAUCAAGUUUAAUAGAAUGAUUCUUCAUAGUUCAUGCUUAUGAUCUUUUUUUUAUGACCAGUAUCAGUACCUGUUGUAAAUGUGUUGCUGUCAACAAAGCUUGAGAUGUAAAUAAUUUGGGGAAGAGCAGAACAAAACAAAAUAAAAUGUGGAAGAGCCAACAGAUUUCAUUCUCUCAAGGCAAUUUUCAUAAAGUACUGUUGCAAAGGUCAUGAAAGUGCAUUCAUUAUCUACAUGGCCCAAGAUAAAAAAUGAUAUCAGGAGAGAAUAUCAUUUAUACAUAGAGAUAAUCAUCUCUUGUAAUCUUAAAAUACUGAAUUGUUACCUAACAGUUUUGAUAACAGUUAAGUGGUUUUACAGUCAUUUUGACUAUUUGAUUUAUGGCAAUGUAUGCUUAUGUCAAAUAUAAUUUACUAAACCACAAUUUGUGUUUAUUUCUAAUAAUAUAUCACCCAAUGUAUAUAUACAUCAGACCCUCCUUUCUCAUAGUUAAUCCCCUAAAAUGGUGUGAAAAUGAAAUGCUAGAGUAAGAGCUUAAAUUUACAUGUUGACUGAUUAAGUAGUUUAUAUAUGCUCAACCUUAUUUCACUGUAAGACUUUUUACAAGACCUACUAACAAUCCAAACACCUUUUUUUUAUGUAAUUUGUCAAUCAAAGCUGUGAUUAUUUUAUAACUAGAAAAAGAGUACAGUAGAAAACGGUAAGUCUCGGUACCCUGUGCAAUUCAAAUUCAUACCACCUAUUCCUUCACAGAUAUGUUCUAGUAUGUAAUAUUCAUAUUCAAUUUCACAAGCCAUUGAGUAUAUACAAGUAUUUUCCAUUUACUUCUUACAGCAGAUUUUAAAAAUGGUUAAUAACUAAAAUACCAAUUUACUAUCCCUUUUGGCCUUUUCCUUUGCAUAGUCGCAUGCUGCUUUGCAAUUUGAUAUGUAAAUACCAUUGCUAAAGUAUAGAACAACUUUGUGAUUCACUUACUUGGUACUUACUUAUAUUUACUUAUUGUUUUUUUUACCUUUUAUUGACCCUGGACUCAAGGAAUAAGAGCAGAUUAAACUGAAAUUAGAAGCUCAUUUUUAAAUAGAGCAAAAUUCUUAAUUUCCACAGUCAUGAGAAGUCAUUUAUUUAAUUGUGAGUAUUGUAUGAUUUUUUUUUUACAUAAACCUAUUUGUCAACACUGCUCAAUACUCAACACUUGUCUUUCAUCAUCAACUAUGAAAUGAGGACUGAAGGAAAUGGGGCUGUGCAUUAGAAUAAAGUGUUCUUCAGGCAAACUUGGACAAUAUAAUGUAAUGCUUUAA
Messenger RNA from Penaeus monodon (black tiger shrimp), 3439 nucleotides. Its product is annotated as guided entry of tail-anchored proteins factor 1-like. Bases 108 to 707 code for a protein of 199 amino acids. The transcript has 4 exons. The record is from RefSeq and is a predicted model, not a curated record. Lineage: Eukaryota; Metazoa; Arthropoda; Malacostraca; Decapoda; Penaeidae. Gene Ontology annotation, biological process: tail-anchored membrane protein insertion into ER membrane.